AUGAAUAUGAUGUUUCUCGAGAACGUGAGGGCCGAUUAACGAUUUUCUGCAUCGUAGUCUUAGCUUUUGGGGUAGAAUAAAGGAAAUCAACGAUUAAUUUGAUGAGAAUUAAUUUUUGGGGGUAAAAUCGAUCGUUAAUGUGAUUUUCGAUCGCGAAAUUUUCGGCCAAAACCACUCGCGUUUGGAGUGGGUUAAAAUAUUGUUCUCUGUCUCGAUUUGGAGAUCAUAGUCACCAGUUUUUGUGGUCCGAAUGAUAAAUCAAAAAUCUUGAGAAAUCGCAAAUCAUUUCAAAACGUUUUGUCACGUAAAUCGAGUACUCGAAUAUCAUCAACUUUUCUCGUGAUUAUUUUUCACGAUAAAAAAAUGUUCUUGAUAAGUGAAUGGCUUUAUAAUUGAGUGUGACGUGUCCAUUGAAGAGUAUCGUUAGUCUCAGCGGAUUAAUUGAGAUAUGAAACCGAGAUAAAAGACUACUUUUCCUUUCCUCGAAGACGAGUGAAUAAAUCGACGACAGUCAACAGUUUUUUGUCGAGUAAUACCAGGUUUUCUCGGUCACGAAUUUCAGUGGAUUUUAUGGACAGUCGUAUCGCAUCGUGGGGUUUUCUGGAGUUAAUGGGGUCCCAUUGAUUGGAGGUAUCAACAUGACGCCGUCGAAUAGGAAGACGUUGGAAGGAAGAUCGAAGCUUUGGCCGCAGUGGCUUGCUGCUGCCACAGUCACUGUACUAGCCCUUCUCCAUGGCCUCACCGGUGGCUGGAGCUCUCCGUACCUCGCUAAACUGACCCAAGGAACCGAGUCCUUGAACAUCACCGAUGAUCAAGUCUCCUGGAUCAGCUCCUUGCAUCACAUGUCCCGACCUGUGGGCUGCAUCACUGGAGCUGUCAUAGCUCAUAAAUUCGGAAGCAGAAAGGGAGUUCUUCUCGCUGGAGUUCCUCACGCCGUCGCCUGGAUGUGUUUCCUGAUAAGUCAAUCCGUCGCUCUGAUUUACACGUCUCGGGUGUCCAGUGGCUUCGCCAUUGGUUCGUACCUCACCGUCUUUCCUCUGUACAUCGGGGAGAUCAGCAAUCCCAGGAUCAGGGGAUCACUCAUCACUGUCGUCGUCCAGGGGACUGGCAUUGGGUACCUCAUGGGGAAUGCCCUGGGGGCUUAUCUGUCCAUGAAGACCUUCGCCAUCGUCAGCCUCACCAUCAGCAUCAUCUUCGUCGUACUCGUGUCCUUGAUUCCUGAUAGCUCGCACUAUCUUGUCAGGAAGAAGAAGUACGAGAAGGCAGCGAAGUCCAUGAAGUGGUAUGACCGCGGGGAUGACGUCACUGCUGAGCUCGGCGGACUCAUCGCUUACAUCGGCCCACCUCGGCAACUGUCGGUUAAGGACACCAUUCGGCUGUCCCUGACGCCGAUGAACCGAAAGGUCCUGGCGAAUGUCCUUGCGAUACAAAUUGUGAUGCAUUUGGGUGGCCCUCACGUCAUUCGGAUGUACAUGGAAAUCCUUCUGACGACCUUGAAAGUCGACGUUGUCCCGCCGUCGGUGGCGGUUGUAUGCGCUGGAGUGUUUGCGAUGGUCGGCGGAAUACUGGCGACUUACACGACUGAUUAUUUUGGGAGGCGGGUGAUGCUGGCGAUCUCCAGUCUCGGGGUCUCCGUCGUCUUUCUUCUUCUCGGGAUCAAGUUCUUGUUGUUCAGACAGGAUUAUGAUUUGACGAGGAUUCAGUGGCUCAUCAUCAUCGAGUUCAUGAUGUACAUGUUUUUUAUGAACGUCGGACUGACGUCGAUACCGUGUUGUCUGGUGGGAGAAAUGUUUCCACCGGAAUUUAAGGAACUUGGGUCGUGCGUUGCGAGUAUUGUCGCUGCAAUCGCGGCGUUUGUUGUUAGUAAGAACUAUCAGCCGAUACUGAGUGCUACGUCGGAGGAGUUUGUAUUGUUUCUUUAUGCUUUUUUUGUAUUUUUCAUGUUUGUUUAUACGGUUGUGUUCGUUCCGGAAACUAAAGGUAAAUCGCUGCAAGAGAUUCAGGAUAUGUUGAUGAAGAGGAGGGUGAGGAGGGGGUGAUAAUGUCAAUGUAGAGUUGUUGAAGUGUUGAAUAAAGAGAUGAUGAGCUGACGAAAUUAGUUUUUUGAUGA
Messenger RNA from Diachasmimorpha longicaudata, 2110 nucleotides. RefSeq names its product facilitated trehalose transporter Tret1-like. The record is from RefSeq and is a predicted model, not a curated record. The transcript has 3 exons. Gene Ontology annotation, biological process: transmembrane transport. Gene Ontology annotation, cellular component: membrane. Lineage: Eukaryota; Metazoa; Arthropoda; Insecta; Hymenoptera; Braconidae. The coding region runs from base 639 to 2039 and encodes 466 amino acids. Gene Ontology annotation, molecular function: transmembrane transporter activity.